UAAGCACCACCAACCAGGAUAUAAAUUCCCUACUUAUACUUCCGCGGCACUGGACAAUUAAUCUAUGACCUCUAUAAUACCAUCACCUUCAAAGAUGACAGAUAAUUACAGCAACCUCCAGUUCCGCAUCGCGACACCAGACGACGCCCCGCAGCUUCAGCAGCUGGUGCAAUCUGCAUUUUGCGCCCAUGACACCAGACCAGAUUGGACGGGACAUCUGGAGCUGGCGUCGAACUUUCGCAUUGAAGUGGAUGAAAUCAUGACCAACAUUACCGAUCCGGACAUGGUCAUCCUAAUUGCUUUUACUCCUUUGAAUGAGAAUGGAAAUUCCGGUAAUAAUAACGACAAGGACAUCGUGGCCUCCAUCUCGGUUUCCAAACGCGGAACAGAUGUCGGUCGUCUCUCCAUGUUUGCGGUAAACGAACGGUACCAACGCGGUGGUGUUGGGCGCCAGGUCCUCGCUUACGCUGAAGACUAUUGCCAUCGGACUUGGGGCGUGGAGAAAUUUUCUCUCAAUACUCUUUCCACGCGUAAAGCACUUAUCGAGUGGUACAUGCGGCGUGGAUACCGGAAGACAGGUGAAACGUCGCCGUUUCCGCGCGAAAGAUUCAAGGAUCUGGAGUUGCCGGAUGAUAUGUGUUUUGUUGAGUUCGAGAAGGAUCUCAGAUAAGGGUACUUAUGGAAUCGUGUGUGAGCUGUGAUUCUCUGUGAAGAACGGGUGCUACGUAAUGACAGCAGCCACAGCUCAGUGCACAUUAUGGGAGUGCAUGUGCACUUACAUAUUAUGGAUCUAGGAUUGGACUGAAAUAUUGGGACAUGAAAGACAUCUGGGAAGGUCUGUGCCCUCUGAGGAGUAGAUACAAUGUUAGAAGUAGAAGUUUUCUUUUUGGAAAUAACGUUUACAACCAACUAGACUUUGUUAAUUCUUGAGCAGAUAGUCAGGAAGGAGUCGGUGCUAAUAUAUUCUGGCCUACUAUAUCCGGCU
Messenger RNA from Paecilomyces variotii, 985 nucleotides. RefSeq names its product acyl-CoA N-acyltransferase. The record is from RefSeq and is a predicted model, not a curated record. The transcript has a single exon. Bases 65 to 670 code for a protein of 201 amino acids. Gene Ontology annotation, molecular function: acyltransferase activity, transferring groups other than amino-acyl groups. Lineage: Eukaryota; Fungi; Ascomycota; Eurotiomycetes; Eurotiales; Thermoascaceae.